This is a messenger RNA of Staurois parvus, 399 nucleotides long. The record is from the annotation of a GenBank genome assembly. NCBI's taxonomy places the organism in Eukaryota, Metazoa, Chordata, Amphibia, Anura, Ranidae.
GCUGGGUCAGUAACAGGAGAUCAGAUCCAAUGAGGGUAUCCAAGAGAAGUCAGACAGGUCAGGGAUCAGGGCAGGAGAAGUCAGCAGAGGUCAGGAUCAAAGCAGGGUUAGCAACAAAUCAGAUAGGCAGAUAUGCAGGAACACAGGAUACCAGGUACAGGGGCUCAUGGGAAACAACACCAAGGCACUGAAUGUAGGCCUGGCCAUUGCUUAAAUACACCUCCUGCAAUCAGCCUCAGGUGAUGGCUUGAUUGCAGGAGUGAGAUCCUGGCUGCUGAGAGCACCCGCUGGCCAGCACUGGUACUGCAGCCCACAAGGCAGGUGAGUCCCACCAUUGCUGGCCAGUCCAUUCCUGACACAUACAUCGAUGAUGCAUUUAUCAUCUGGGAUGGAUUAGAA